UUCAAAAUGCUGAAGAUCGUGCUGGCCGUGUGUCUGCUGCAGGUGGCUCUCUGCUGGGAGGACUGGGAGAAGAUGAGCGAACCCGAGGACAAGAAACACGCCUGGAUGAUGAUGAUGAUGAAGGGCUGGAGCGCCCACGACAUGGGAGAUCACUCUAAAUGCGAACACAAGAUGGAGGAGGGCUCGGGCGACAAGAAGGACAUGAUGAUGCACUAUCAGUACAUGAUGAUGAAGAAGAAGAAGGAAGAAGCCAAGAAGGAAGAGUUCAUGAAGUUCAUGAAACACUACAAGGAAAUGAAGGAGAAGCACGAGUGGGAGGACAAGCAGAAGGCGAUGGAGCUGUUCAAGAAGAAGAUGAUGCUGAAGGAGAAGACCGACCAGCUGGGGGAGGUGGAGGAAAUGAUGAAGUCGUUCAUGGAGAAGAAACACAAGUUCGUCUUCACCCUCACCAGCAACUUCCUCAAACUCUGCAAGUGCAGUGACGUCACCGCCCAGAUCACCAGGUUCUUCAGUAUGGGCGCUAGUACAGGCGACAUGAUCGGCGACAUCAUCAGCCCUGAAGCUCUUCAGGCGAUGGAAUCCGGCGACAACGUAGAGCUCGCCAAAAUCAUCCACAAGAUGUCGCACGACGAGCAGAAGGCGAUUUUCUUCAAGGGCCUCAUCAAGUCCAUGUGCGCAGGCGCGAAGACCUUCGUGCGGUUCACCAAACAGUUCGAGGAGACGUACAUGAAGGCCAAUAGUACAGCAAUGCCAUGAACUCUAUUUUCAUUACAAUCUUUUUAAAGUGCGGCCAGCUUUUAAAAACAAGUCUCAUACAAACAAUAUUUGCUGUAACUAACAAUGGGACAGUGGAUCCAUUAUUUUAAUUUACGGGCCUGCAAUUACAUUUUAGUUUUUAGUUUUUAAUUUUUAAUUAUUCUGUGUUUCUCUUACUCCUGUCUGUCUGUCGUGUGUCUCUGUGUGUGUUCGUCUGUAUUAAAAAUACAGUUCGCAGUUCAGUCUGUUGACACCAUGUGGUUUGAUAGAUGCAAUGAAUUGAAAGAAAAUUACCCGAGUUGUGACAUUUCUUUUCUCUCUAUUAUUUUCUUUUCGUUUUUAAUAUCCAAUUAUUAUUCUUUUGCACGUAAUAUUUUAAAGUUAUAUACUUUUUAUUCCUUAAAUCCAUCAAGGAAUAUGCAGACAAAUAAAAACCAUUUUCU
Messenger RNA from Gigantopelta aegis, 1199 nucleotides. RefSeq lists its product as uncharacterized. Lineage: Eukaryota; Metazoa; Mollusca; Gastropoda; Neomphalida; Peltospiridae. The record is from RefSeq and is a predicted model, not a curated record. The coding region runs from base 7 to 756 and encodes 249 amino acids. The transcript is spliced from 3 exons.